AAGUAAUUGGCUUGAUGGGAAUUGAGGUACUUCGGACGUAGAUCUAUGAAGUUUUGAAUCUCAUGCUGAUUGCUGUACUUGGAUUCUGUAUCUAAUUUUUUUCGUUGCGAAUUGACCUUGUAGCCUUAGCUGCAAGAGGCGUAAGGCAUGGGAGCAUAGAGAGACGACGACAAGCAUUAACAGAAACCAACUCUACUAUUACAACGAUACUAUGAAUCUUGUCGACGUGAAGCAUGUCACUACUCUACUACUCGACCCACAGUUCUGAACUUAAAAACCGACAGCUUGUCCGAGCAACGUGCAGAACCGCAGCAGAGCGCAUGAUGCACGCGGAAAGAAUGUUCAUGUAUGCAAAUUCAUGGGAAGGGGAGCUUUCCCCCGAGGGGCUCCUCGAGGUCGCUGAGCGUGGCCCGCUGUCAGCUACUAUUCAGCGCAUUCUGGACGAUCAUGAGCGGUAUUUGGAG
Messenger RNA from Amoebophrya sp. A25, 464 nucleotides. The record is from the annotation of a GenBank genome assembly. NCBI's taxonomy places the organism in Eukaryota, Dinophyceae, Syndiniales, Amoebophryaceae.